Myotis brandtii (Brandt's bat) is the source of this 2367-nucleotide messenger RNA. It is a transcript of the gene B3GNTL1, whose product is annotated as UDP-GlcNAc:betaGal beta-1,3-N-acetylglucosaminyltransferase-like 1. NCBI's taxonomy places the organism in Eukaryota, Metazoa, Chordata, Mammalia, Chiroptera, Vespertilionidae. The transcript is spliced from 12 exons. The record is from RefSeq and is a predicted model, not a curated record. Bases 14 to 1054 code for a protein of 346 amino acids.
CGCGGAGGAGGCCAUGCGGGCUCAAGUGUCUGUGAUCCUCCCCGUCCACAAUGCGGAGCCCUGGUUGGACGAGUGCUUGAGGUCUGUUUUGCAGCAGGACUUCGAAGGCUCCAUGGAGCUCUCGGUUUUUAAUGAUGCCAGUAAGGACAAGUCUAUGGCUAUCAUUGAAAAAUGGAAAGUGAAGCUAGAAGGUUCCGGUAUCCUCGUAGUCAUUGGAGGGCACGAUUCUCCUUCUCCCAGAGGAGUCGGAUAUUCUAAAAACCAAGCAAUAGCACAGAGCUCAGGGUCUUACCUGUGCUUUUUGGAUUCGGACGACGUGAUGAUGCCUCAGAGGGUGAGGCUGCAGCUCGAAGCCGCCGUCCGGCACCCAACAAGCAUCAUAGGCUGCCAAGUGAGGAGAGAGCCCCCCAACUCCACGGAGCGGUACACGCGCUGGAUCAACCAGCUGGCGCCUGAGCAGCUGCUCACUCAGGUCUUCACCUCCAAUGGCCCAACUGUGGUCAUGCCCACCUGGUUCUGCUCGCGAGCAUGGUUUUCUCACGUGGGCCCGUUCGACGAGGGAGGGCAGGGCGUGCCCGAGGACCUGCUGCUCUUCUACAACCACCUCAGGAAGGGCGGCGGCGUCGGACGGGUGGACCAGAGCCUGCUCCUCUACCGCUACCACCCCGGCGCGGCCACGCACUCCGUGCUUGAGGCCACCAUCUGGACCCACCGAGUCCGCUUCCUGGAAGAGCGGGCUUUGCCACACUGGGCAACCUUCACCAUCUGGAACGCAGGCAAGCAGGGCCGCCGGCUCUACCGCAGCCUCACAGCAGGGGCGAGGCGCAAGGUGGUUGCCUUCUGCGACGUAGACGAGAACAAGAUCAAGAAGGGCUUUUACUGCUACGAGGACUCUCAGGAAAAGCCCAAGCCCCGGGUGCCCAUCCUGCACUUCCGAGCCGCCCGCCCGCCCUUCGUCAUCUGUGUGAAGCUGGACCUUACUGGGGGUGCAUUUGAGGACAACCUGAGGUCGCUGCACCUGCAGGAGGGCCGGGACUUCCUUCACUUCAGCUGAAAGGCCACAGCAGCCAUGGAGUCCUGCAGGUGACAAGGGAUCAGGGGCCUUCGGGAAGGACAGCCAUGUGGCCGUGUGGGAAUGGCAGGCCCCGCGUGGGAGACCUUCACUUGGCAGGGGGGGCAGGAGGGGUGUGUUCUGAUUGGGUAGGAUCCACACCCUCACUGGGCACCUGACACGUGCCCACACACCAUGGCCUCUUCGGAGAACAUUCGCCACGUGGAGUGCCUGCGUGUGGGCACUGCCAUCUGGCGCCGUCUGGGUGGACGUGCGCUCAUCUGUCAAAGUGAGCACCCUGGGGUGCAGCUACUGCGCUUGACCUCAGGAGAUGGGUGCGAGUCAGACCGCCCGGCGAGAACAGCUGUGCUCAGCGCCCGGUGGUGGGGCAUCAGGCAGCAGAGGGCAAGGGGCUCAGGGCCUGCCGGGGGCUGUGGCGGGAAGGGGAGCACAUUGGUUUCCACUGGUCUCAGUUGGAAAUGGAGCAAAAAUUAGGGGAGCUGGCACGUACUGCCCACUUCCGGGGAUGGACGGGCUGCUGCCGGCACUGGGCAGGAGCUGAGGUUGGAUGGCUGGUCUGGCAUCGUCUGCGUCCAGCCUCCCAGUCCUAGGACCCCACCCCUCCCAGUGGCCCCACCCAGGCCAGGAGAACAAAUCCCAAAGAGCUUUUCCCUAAAUGUGGGGUCUCCUGGUCCCGCGUUCCUCCUCACGUCUGAGACCUUCCGCUCAACCCUUUCCUGCUGCUGACGUCCAUCCACAAGGAGACAGCUUGUCAUCACACCUGGAAAGGGGUUUGCACAGGACUGUCCCCACAACAAAGAACCAUCCAGCCCCGAUGUCAACAGUGAAAAACCAGCCACAGGCUGGAGAGCCCGUCCUACCUAUGGCUUGACUGCUCUCUUUCUUGAAUCCCUUCCACUAGGCGCUCAGUCCUGCCACGGAGUCUCAGCACCAGGGCGAGCUGAUCCAGCCUCUCGAAUCCUCGGCUGCUGGGACUCGGGCAGCAGGGGCACCGCCGUGUGCACAGCAGCUCACGGGGGAGCCCGUCCUGUGUGGACCGCUGGGCCUCUGCAUCGAGGACGGCUGCCUCCCAACAAGUGUGGGCGCCUGCACGGUCCGCAUCCCAGCCCCCGGGACACAGGUCCCUCCUCUCAGGGUCUCCUGACUCUGCCUACAUGUUUCCCAGCUGUUCUUCCCGACAGUGUCUGCAGGUCUUCCUGUCCGCAUUCUCUCCUCAGCCGUGUCCACGAGGUUGUUUAAUCCAUGGAGCAUUUUGUCUUUAAACUCUUCUUGAUAAACUCAUUUUAUAUUUCGUA